AUGGCCCCGGUCAACAUUGAACAGUUCUGGAAGGCGCAAGCCUACGUUCUCGCCGGAUGUAGAAUCAUCAGUGACACCCUCCGCACCAGUUUCGACGUAGGCCAAGAUCCCGAGUCUUCGAAGGUUCAGCAGGCAAUCUCCGAGUUGCAGCUGUUCUUAGGAGCUGUUGGGAGGAAAGCACAGGUAAUCUAUCCCGGCGAAAUUCCAGUGCGCUUGCAUGACAUUUGGCAGGAGUUCUUCAGGGUUGCUAGAUUGCUCGAUUCAACCCAGGAGGCCCUUCGCAACCCUGGAAUAUCCGGAGGCCCUAUGAGGGUUAUGACGGUCCUCCAAAAUAUACUCGAUACGUACAGCUUCAUUCCAAUGACCAUGGAGCAGCUAGAUUGUAGGGAGCCUGGCCCAGCCAACUAUGAGCUGGAGGCAUUGCGGUACUGGCGGCAGAAGAUCGCCUUGCUCAACCAAUUUCAUUAA
This is a messenger RNA of Penicillium macrosclerotiorum, 468 nucleotides long. RefSeq lists its product as uncharacterized. Lineage: Eukaryota; Fungi; Ascomycota; Eurotiomycetes; Eurotiales; Aspergillaceae. The transcript has a single exon. The coding region runs from base 1 to 468 and encodes 155 amino acids. The record is from RefSeq and is a predicted model, not a curated record.